AAUGUGAUGUCAAUGUCGUUUGGCAAAGUUUUUCUUGUUUGUGUCAACUUAUGAUUAAUUUGUUUUUAUAAACGUUUACAUUCUAGAAUUAAAGAAACUUUUUAAACUAUGUGAGAAAGAUAGUUUGAACAGACGAUACUGCUUAGGAAUAAACUAAAAAAAUGGCCCCUUUACCGCUGGAGGGGUUACAAGCUCCAGUUGCAAACAGUGUAGGACAGAAUGCUAUUAGUGGGCCCCAAGAAGGAAAUAGAGGUGGCAUGAUGUCCCUUGCCAUGCUUAUCGAUUUUAUUGUACAGAGAACUUACCAUGAGUUAACUGUAUUGGCGGAAUUAUUGCCCCGUAAAACUGAUAUGGAACGAAAAAUUGAAAUAUAUAACUUCUCAACUAGAACAAGGCAGUUGUUUGUAAGGCUUCUUGCAUUGGUAAAAUGGGCAAACAGUGCUUCAAAAGUUGAAAAAUCUGCUAGAAUAAUGGCAUUCCUAGAUAAGCAGUCGCUUCUUUUUGUCGAAACAGCUGAUAUGCUAGCUAGGAUGGCUAGAGAAACCCUAGUACAGGCCCGUUUGCCAAAUUUCCACAUCCCAGCAGCAGUUGAAGUCUUGACUACUGGUACUUACGGAAGGCUUCCUGCAUGUAUUAGAGAGAAAAUCGUUCCUCCUGACCCAAUAACACCUCAGGAAAAAAGGAACACGCUUUUAAAGUUGAAUCAGGUCAUUCAGCAUAGGCUUGUCACUGGAAAUUUGUUACCUCAAAUGAAGAAUUCAAAGAUUGAAAAUGGGAGAGUUAUAUUUCAUGUUCAGCAUGAAUUUGAAGUUGCUUUAACUGUAAUGGGAGAUGGACCCAAUAUACCAUGGAGAUUGCUAGAAAUUGAUAUUUUAGUUGAAGAUAAAGAAACAGGAGAUGGAAAAGCGUUAGUUCAUCCGUUACAAGUUCAGUACAUUCAUCAACUUAUUCAAUCGCGUUUGGUUGAUAAUCCACAACCUUUAACUGAAGUCUAUAAUUGUUUACACUUUUUCUGUCAAUCUCUACAACUUGAAGUAUUAUAUUCACAAACAUUAAGGCUAAUGAGAGAUCGGUUAGAUGAUCAUAUUCACGUAGACGAAUAUGUACCUGGAAGGUGUUUAACUGUAUCGUACUGGAGGGAACUAACAAAUAAGGGCAAAGAACUAGCAAAUAAAGACUUAAGAUCUGAGUUAGGUUAUAAAUUAACUAUUCAGGUGGACCAGCAUGAUCCUGCUCGACCUUUGGCAGUACUUCACGUACCUUCUCUUGGAAACAAGGAAUCUGAAAUAGCUGAUAGGGCAAUAAGAAGUGAAAUUUUAUCAAUGGAAAGGUUACUGGUUCAUACGAUUUAUGUCAGAACUAGAAGUAGAUUAAGUGAUAUAAAAUUGGAGCUUCAAGGAAUGUUAAAAGAUGUUGAAUGUACAUUACAAGGGUCUCCUGCUAUUCUUUCCGUAGCGAUUUUACAGCCAUGUUUAAGAGCUGAACAACUACUUAUUACUGUCGAUACUCAUACAGGGAUGCUCCAAAGUCACGUGCCAGAAUAUGAUCCACCUUUGAUACCAGAAAUUAAUAACGUUUUGAAUGGAGAUCACUCAAAACUUCCCACAUAUAUAUCUGAAUUAAGAUAUUGGAUUACUAAGAGGCGAUGUGAGAAGACUUUGCAACAUUUGCCAGCUACUGCACAUGAGCAUUUACCACUGUUGCAUGUUCCCGAUCAUCCCAUUACUAAAAUAGGCAGCCAUCAUAUGUAUAUCCAGUUGCAUAGACACACGAAUGUAGUUCUGAUCGUAGAAAUUAACGAAAAAGAAAACAGUCCUUGCGAAAUCGAUUGUUCCUUCUAUAUGUGCGUGGUAAAGCAUUCAAGCAUCGAUGACAAUCCUAACGACGAAUCGAUAGAGACCGAGAUACCAAAAGUAUUUUUAAAAGUUCAAACAUUAAUUGAAUUCGACACUUUCGUUGCCACUCACGGACCAUUUACUUCCAUCGAUGGAAGUCUAGAUGCCGAUCAUACCGAACCAAACUCGCUAAAAAGAAAAGGUUAUCUUAAACCCGAGUCGGCAACAAGAAGAUCAAAACAGCCGGCCUAUUUUAUUGCCGAACUAGCUCACGUCGUUGCCAUGUGCGACGAAAGACUCCCAUACGUCACCCUAGCAAACGAACUAACGAAAAAGAACGUCUUCCACCAAGGCCUCCAAGUCGAAGCCAACGCGACAGGCCUUCUUUUGAAACUCAUACAAUUACCCCCACCAACAUCAGAAGUGGGACAUUCACCCGCCUGGAUGGCACUACUAAAACGCCUCCUGUCGGUGUCGAUCAGAGUUUUAAUCAAGGGAAACAUCAAAAGUUGGGUGGUUGAGUUUGUUUUUUAUUCAACUCCAUUGUCGAGUACCCACGCGAAGGAACAAGGUUCAAGAAGACCAAUUUAUUUUCAGUAUGAAAUGACAACUAUCGAUCAAACGUCAAAGACAGUGGAUUGUUUGUUAAGUGACUGGUGGCAAAUUGUUCAUUUGUACACAAUAGUUCAUGAUUUGAGCGAAUAUUUAAAGGUGGACAAGUACAGUUAUUUGGCGAAUUUAUUUUCAAUUAAGUCCUAUAACUAUAGUAAGCUGGUAUUGUGUUACGGUCCAGAAAAGGGAGCUAUGGUUUCGAUUGUUUGGAACAGCCAAGAGAAAGUUUUUAGGUUAACUUUCGGCGCGAUGCAUAACUCACUAAACGCGCACUCAUUAAUCCAGGAACAACUGGAAGCACACUUAAACGAACACAGGAAUUUAGCUCAAAUAAUCCAGCUUUUAACUGAAACCUAUGAGGCGUUGUUGUCGAUUAGUAAGCUUCCGACGUUGCCGCAACUGGGGGUUCAUAAUAACCGACCCAAGGUCCCCGUGCAAACGUUUACAAUUAUGGCGCAGUCUUGCACGUUGAUUCGGAUCGCGUUCCAGGGCAUGUACUGUUUGGAGUUAAGGAUUAGGGGGGGAGGUUUGGUGUCCCUAAGGGACGGAGCCUACAGUCGGUUUGAAAGAAGUAACGUUGUUGACGUUUUUAGUCCUACACCGGGUUUGAAGACGUUUUUAUCCAAGUACGUCGAUGAAAGUGCUGUUUUUAGGAGGAGGAGUCAGAGUGAAGACGAUAACCCUCCCAGUCCUAUGGAGAUAGACGGUGGGGGUAAUUUUCUGGGCCCUCUACGACCUCCUCAAUCCCCCGCGGGGGGAACCCGCUCGGAACCAGGACUACGUUUCCAUCCGCCCCUAACACCGCCCUCAGGCUCUAAUCCUCACACUCCUGCAUCACCUCACACGGCUAAUAUACCACAAAAUCAUCCUAACUUCGGUUCAAGCCCUGCAACGUCUUUUAAUAUGGCUUCCCCUACGUCUUUGUCGGCGAAUAUCAAUCCUAGUCCCAUGCCACACCCCAGUCCAAGCUCUGGAUUGGUACCGAACUCCCCGUUAAAUCCACAAUUAGCCAGUCCGGGAGGAUUAUUAAGUAAUUCAAGUCCCGGGCCUCAGGGGGUGAAUUUACCUGGACAUUCGCCUGUAGGGAGUUAUAUUCCUUCGAGUCAUACUGACGGAAGUCCGUUUCCAGCGUCUCAGAGUCCGGCGGCUUCUAAUUGGCCUGGAUCACCGAGUAUGCCUAGGCCGUCGCCUGCUAGAGCUGGGCAGUCUCCCGGGGGUCCGGUGAUGCACAGUCCGCAGCAGAUCGACUUGAAAACGAACCAUUUGACGAGGGUUUUGCCUCAGAAGUCGUGGGCUGGGGCUGUGCCGACCCUACUAACUCACGAGGCUUUGGAAUCGUUGUGUUGUCCGUCUGUUCAUCCUCAGUGUAUUCCAGGACCGGAAAUGAGCUCACUGGAAAGGUUCUUAGGCUGCGUCUACAUGAGACGACAACUACAACGCUUCAUACACACCGAAACCUACUUGACAGCGAUCCCCAACAACGAACCCGGCGUCAUUCACUUCAAGGUCAACGAAAUGUUGCAGUGUCGCAUAGGAUUAAACACUCAACACUUGCAAAGCCUACACAUUAAGAUCACUCAACUUCCCGAGCAUAAGGACGUGUGGUCUAUGGAGGAAAUUCAAGUGUUGGAGAGGUUUUUCGAGACCAGGGCUGCGGCUCCUCCCUACAAGCCUACCUCGACGUUUACUUUUUGUAGUAUGCUGAACUGUCCGCCGAAUGUUUUGAAGGAUUUCAUUCAGAUCAUGAGGUUGGAUAUGAUGCCUCAGUUGGCGCAGCAGCAAGGGAUGAAGUGGUCUGUCCAAUGGUUGUUAAGGAUUCCUCCGAAUGCUAUUCCGAUAGUACCGACCGGUACUCAAGGCGUGUUAGCCUUCAGGAAUAAGAUAUUAUUCUUUAUACAAAUAACAAGGUUAGGCUACCCAUCUAACAUGGAACCGCCCUCUGUGUGUCUUCCUCUAAUAUACGACAUAGCUGGCAAUAUAACUCAGUUAGCCGAAAAACGGGAAUCCGGCUCUGUUCCCGCGAUGACAGCCGCCAGUCAACUACUCAGGCAUUUCUGUCAGAUGCAGGCUGGAUCAAUGGAAUGUACAGUCUAUCCAGCUCUAAGAGAACUACUUCUAAAUUUGACACUUCCCACCGAUCCUCAACAAAGUCCGGGUCAGCAGAUUCAGUCCCCAGGCAUGCCUCUGCCAGGUCAAGGGGGAAAUCAGGGAUACCAACCCCACAUGCAAGUGGGCAUGAUGGGUCCGCAAUAGGUUGCUGGAGUCUGAUGUGUUUCAGUAUCAUGUAAAUAAUUCGUUAUAAAUAUAAAGCUAUAUGAUUUAUUAUA
Molecule: messenger RNA, 4774 nt
Organism: Sitophilus oryzae (rice weevil)
Lineage: Eukaryota; Metazoa; Arthropoda; Insecta; Coleoptera; Curculionidae
Gene: MED14
Product: mediator of RNA polymerase II transcription subunit 14
Exons: 14
Coding region: 162-4700 (1512 amino acids)
Biological process (GO): regulation of transcription by RNA polymerase II
Cellular component (GO): mediator complex; core mediator complex
Molecular function (GO): transcription coregulator activity
Source: RefSeq, a predicted model, not a curated record